AUGCUGCAAGGCAUACAGCGUGCCGUUGCUGUUACUAUUGGUGCUUCAACUCAAAUUAAAGCUUUUGUUGGAUUAUUUUUGAAGCGAAUUGUAUCGACGACAUCGUUGUUUAUGGAUAAAAAUCAUUUGGCCGAUGAAAAAUCACCUUAUCUGCUUCAGCAUGCUAAUAAUCCCGUUUAUUGGUACCCUUGGGGUAGAGAAGCUUUCGAUAAGGCAAAAACGACAAAUCGCUUAAUAUUUCUUUCAAUUGGCUAUUCGACGUGUCAUUGGUGUCAUGUAAUGAGUCAUGAGUCGUUUGAAAAUGAAGAAGUUGCCGGAAUUUUGAACGAAAAUUUUGUAAGCGUAAAAGUAGACCGUGAAGAACGUCCUGAUGUCGAUAAAGUUUACAUGACUUUUAUACAGGCAAUAUCUGGUGGAGGUGGUUGGCCAUUGAGCGUCUUUUUGACACCGGAUUUGAAACCGAUCACCGGUGGUACAUAUUUUCCACUUCGUGAUAGGAAUGGUCGACCAGGUUUUAUAACGUUGCUCAACAUUAUUGCAGAAAAGUGGCGAACCGAAGAUAAAGAAAUGGCAGACGUCGCAGAGUUAUUUCUUAGUUCGAUGAAGCGUUCAAUGAAACCGAAACACGGGGUACUUCCAUCACUUGAAGAAGUGGAAUGGAUGUGUUAUAAUCAUCUAAAGGAUACAUUUGAUGAGGAGUACAAAGGAUUUGGUUCUGCCCCGAAAUUUCCCAACUGUGUAUAUUUUGAAUUUCUGCUUUGUUUCUACUGUGCUCAUGUAAACAGCGAAGCUGGCAGAAAUGCAUUACAAAUGGUUGGUGAAACACUCAUGGCAAUCAAUCGAGGAGGAAUUCAUGAUCAUAUCGGCAAGGGCUUCCAUCGUUAUUCGGUAGACUUGAGAUGGCAUGUACCUCAUUUCGAAAAGAUGCUGUAUGAUCAGGCUCAGCUCUUGGCGAUAUAUGCAAUUUAUCAUGCGAUCACUGGCGAAUUCAUUGAAGUCAUUGAUGAUAUUACAAACUACGUUGACAGUAAUCUUACACAUAAGUCUGGUGGUUUCUACAGUGCUGAAGAUGCAGAUUCGUUGCCCAAUUUUAGUUCGGUAAAGAAAUGCGAAGGAGCAUAUUAUGUUUGGACAGAAAAAGAAAUCGAUGAAACACUUAGUGAUAAGCCAAUUAAUGGUAGUGGAGGAUUGACUUAUGCUGAAGUUUUUAAAAUAUAUUAUGAUAUUAAAUCGAAUGGAAAUGUUCCGCAAUCUGAAGAUCCACAUGGUGAACUGAAAUCACAUAAUGUGCUGAGGGUGAAAGAUUCACAUAGCGUUUGCGCAACAAAGUGUGGGCUUAGUAUUGAUAAUCUAAAAGAUGUGAUCAACGAAGCAAAAGCUUCACUUCUAGAGACACAAAAAAAGAAACCGAGACCCCAUCUUGAUAAUAAGAUUAUAACAUCGUGGAAUGGACUGAUGAUCAGCGGUUUGGCAAAAGCUGCAAUUACCUUACAAAAUGAGGAAUUUUUGCACCGUGCUCAGCGUGCUGUUGAUUUCAUUAGAAAGCACUGUAUAGAUACCGGUCACCUGUUACGCGUGGCCUAUGUGGGAGCCGAUGGGGAAAUUGUCAAAAGUACUGUUCCGAUUCAAGCAUAUGCGGACGAUUAUGCAUUUUUGAUACAAGGGCUAUUGGAUUUGUAUGAAGCAUGUUUCGAUGAAAAGUUAAUUAAACUGGCUGUUGAUUUACAAAAAGAAAUGGAUUACCGCUUCUGGGAUGCAGAAAAUAAUAGUGGUUAUCAUCAGACAGUUGAAGACCCUCAUAUUAUCAUCCGAAUCAUAAAUGACCAGGAUGGAGCUGAGCCAUCGAUAAAUUCAGUUGCAUCAAUGAAUCUGGUUAGACUUUAUGGUAUUACCGGUGAAAAAACAUAUAAUGAACGGGCACAUAAAAUUUUUGAAAGUGCUGCGCAAACUCUGAACAAGUAUCCGUUUGCUCUUGCAAAAAUGGUCAGUGCAUUACAAAAGUAUGUGCGUCCCAUCAAACAGGUUGUUGUGGUUGGUUCAAGAAACAAUGAAACAACAAAACAGAUGCUAUUGCACGUCUCAAAGCGCUUUGAUUGUCUAAAAAUUUUGAUAUCCUUGGAUCCCGAAAAAGAUUCAUGGCUGCAAAGUGUAGACGAUCACUUGAAACUUCUAGCAACCUCAACAGAUACUCCCACUGUUUACAUCUGUGAAAAUUUUGAAUGCUCAUUGCCAAUCACAUCAGUGAAGGAACUGAAGGAUAGAUUAGAUACAACAAAAUAA
Molecule: messenger RNA, 2280 nt
Organism: Cercopithifilaria johnstoni
Lineage: Eukaryota; Metazoa; Nematoda; Chromadorea; Rhabditida; Onchocercidae
Source: the annotation of a GenBank genome assembly